This is a messenger RNA of Meloidogyne enterolobii, 267 nucleotides long. Lineage: Eukaryota; Metazoa; Nematoda; Chromadorea; Rhabditida; Meloidogynidae. The record is from the annotation of a GenBank genome assembly.
AUGGCUGCUCAAUUCGCUUAUUCUCGUGGAUUUGUAGAUGAAAAAUUGUGGAAUGAUUUUAAGACAAAUUGUUGUAAAGGGUGUGUUGAUCCUUCCAAUUGUGAUAUUAAUUUUUUAAGUGGGGAAUGUAGAUAUAAGACUGUUGGGAUUGUAGAUGUUCUUAUGUCUCGACGAGUUUAUCCAUUCGAUAUUUAUAGAGAUUGUCCAGUAGCUCAAGAAAAUCUACAACCAGGAGAACCGUGUCUUUACAGUAAGGCUUUUAAUUAA